UACAUAACCAAAACAAACUAACCAUAUGUAACAAUAAGUUCAAUUCUCCAAAAUUCCAAAUUAAAAACAUUCCAUCACUUUCUUCUUCCUUCUUUCUUUCCUUCCCUAGGAAUUCAAUGGGGUUGAGAUCUUCUGAUAGAAAACUCUCUUUCGAUAUUCUCAGCAACAUCAAUAAUAACUCCCCCUUUGAUAAUAAUAAAGAAGAUGAUUCGCUUCCCCUCUUUCGCUCCACCCCCGAUCCCUCACACAACCAGACCAAAUCCGAUUCCGAAAUCUCGCCUUCUCCGAAAAGCCGGAGGAAGAAAAGGCACAAGAAGAAGAAACCGGCGUCCCCCGGUUUCGCUGCGAUCCCGGAACAUCCGGUGUUGGAUUCGGAUGAGAGAAUUGGAAGUGGGAUUGUUUUUGAGAGCAGAAGCGAUUUGAAUUGCCAGAUUAGUUACGGCGGGAGUGUGUGUACAGUGGUGGCGGCGAGUAGUGACAGUGGGAAUAGUUUGAGGCAGAGGAAUGUGAAUGGUAGUGAUGACUUGGUGGUGGAGGAGAGUCCAUCGGAGAAGCAACAGUGGCGGAGUGAGGCGUUGCCUAAUGGGAGUAGUAGUGGUGGUAGUGGAAGUGGUGUUCUCACGAAGUUGGAGACGGUGGAGUCGCUGGAUUGGAAGCGACUCAUGGCGGAUGAUCUUCAAUGUACCUAUCCGAUAGAGCAGUCACCAUGGAAGUACUUUAUGGAUGCAAUGUAUAGUGGAAAUUCAUUGCGGAGCACAACAACAAUUGGUGAUGAGAAAGAACGGCAGAGAGUAUAUGAUACCAUUUUCCGCUUGCCAUGGAGAUGUGAGCUGAUUAUUGAUGUUGGCUUCUUUGUCUGCUUGGAUUCAUUUCUGUCGUUGUUAACCAUCAUGCCAACAAGGAUUCUGAUGACUCUUUACAGGCUUCUAUGUAAAAGAAGGCCUCCCCCAAACCUCAAGGGAGAGAUUGCAAAUCACCCGUUCUUAUAA
This is a messenger RNA of Pistacia vera, 989 nucleotides long. RefSeq names its product protein POLLEN DEFECTIVE IN GUIDANCE 1-like. The transcript has 4 exons. The record is from RefSeq and is a predicted model, not a curated record. Gene Ontology annotation, cellular component: endoplasmic reticulum membrane. Bases 117 to 989 code for a protein of 290 amino acids. Gene Ontology annotation, biological process: maintenance of protein localization in endoplasmic reticulum. NCBI's taxonomy places the organism in Eukaryota, Viridiplantae, Streptophyta, Magnoliopsida, Sapindales, Anacardiaceae.